AUGCAAUUUGGUCCUCUUGAUUCUAUCACUAACGUGAUUGCUGCAGAUGUUCAAUUGGGAAAAAGAGAAACUACCUCAUAUCCAGAUGAACCGAUAGUUUAUGGAAGGGAUGAGGACAUAGAAUACAUAGUCAAUCUCUUGCAAAAUGAUACGGGAGGAAGUCGAAACGACCACCAAGGAAGAGAUGUUUCCGUCGUUGCCAUUGUAGGGAUGGGUGGUCUUGGGAAGACUACUCUUGCUCAAAAAGUUUUCAAUGAUAGAAAGAUCAUGGAUUAUUUUGUGGUCAGAUGUUGGAUUUGUGUGUCUGAUGAUUUCAGCCCAGCAAUGUUUUUCAGAAUUAUCUUAAGAUCCUUAGGUGAGGAGGUUGCUCACGAUCGACAAACCUUGGACUAUCUACGGUCUCGCCUUCAAGACAAACUCGUUGUAGCAUUGUUAAUGGCUACUCUUCCGCAUUACUUACCAAGAAUUUUGUCAGAAGAGGACUGUUGGUCUCUGUUUAAGGGACGUGCUUUUAUGCAUGGCGAAGAUAAAAGUUAUCCGGAGCUGGAAGCAGUUGGGAAGGAAAUUGUAAAGAAGUGCUGCGGGAUACCUUGGGCUGCAAAAGCGUUAGGAGGCUUACUUCAGUUCAAGAGAGAAGAAAAGCAGUGGUUGAAUGUGAAAGACAGUCAAGUUUGGGAGCUUCAAGACAAUUCAUCGGAUGCCAUUUUACCUGCUUUACAAUUGAGUUAUAAGCAUUUAUCUUCACAAUCGAAGCAAUGCUUUGCUUACUGCUCUAUUUAUCCCAAAGAUUACCUGAUGAAAAAAGAAGAAUUAAUUUUAUUGUGGAUGGCCAAUGGUUUUAUUCAAUCAACAGAAAGAAUAAUGGAGUAUGAAGAUGUAGGGAACGAGAUCUUCAACGACUUGUCAUGGAGAUCAUUUUUCCAGGAUUUCCAGAAAGAUGAAGGAGGCAAUGUUAUAAGCUGCAAAAUGCAUGAUCUGGCGUGUUCUGUUAUGAGUGAUGAAUGUGUAUCCGUGGAGUGUGAUUACAGCAAGGAGGUUCAAGUUCGGCUUUCAGUUAAGUUUCCUUGGAUUUAUCUUCUCGAAUCUAAAAUGUUUACGUGUAUUAACUUUGGCGGGGUUGACCAUAAGCAGAAUCCCGAAUUCGAUAAGCAAACUGAAACACCUGAGGUUAAAGAAAAUGCCAAUCGAAAUGGGGAAAUUGAUUUCCCUCCGAACCUUGAGCUUAAUUUGUUGUGGGUAAGUAUAACUGAGCUAAAAGACCUACAGUAUCUCAAAGGACGGCUAAGAAUUCUUGGAUUGGAGCAUGUGAAAAGUGCAGCAAAUGCUAAUUUAAUUCAAAAGAAGCAUUUACAAUCUCUUUAUUUGUGUUGGUCUUCAGGAUUACCGGAUACCGAAGAAGAAGAACAAGCACAGCUAAUGGUAGGAGAAGGCCUCCAGCCUCACCCAAAAUUGAAGAGAUUGUAUAUAGAUGGUUAUGGAGGUGUGAGAUUUCCUCAUUGGAUUGGGCUUGGGGUUUCUUUGGUUGAAAUCACACUUUGGGAGUGUCAUAAAUGUGAACAUCUCCCGCAACUUGGUAACCUACCGCUCCUUAAGAUCCUUAGAUUGGAUAAUUUGCAUUCAGUGAAAAGCAUCAGCGAGUUUUAUCAUCAUGGUGAUCAAGUCAUUUCUUUCUUCCCGUCACUUAAAGAGCUGUAUAUAUCUGGAAUGUAUCAUCAAUCUGGGGAAAUCUCAUUACCAUCCCCGUUGUCGCAUAUAUAUAGAAUGUAUCAUUUUGAAAAAAUCUCAUCGCCAUCUCCAUUGUCUCCGUCUUCUUCUUCAUCGCAGUCAUUAUCCUCGAAUCAAGUAUUAUCAUUCCCACGCCUUCGAGUUUUAGAAAUUCGUAACUGCCCUGAACUGGCAAGUUUUAUCUCAUUGCCACCUUCUCUAGAGAUGUUAGUACUAAGAAAUACUCAUGAAGAGUUACUAUUGAGAUACUUGAAACAAUCCCCUUCUUCUCUUGAAAGGCUAGAAAUCGGAGGAUUUCCGAAUUUGGUAUCCGUUCAUCAGAAUAAUGGCUUGAGGGAUCUUGCAAACCUUCGGGAAUUGAAAUCUCGGGUUGUCCAGAACUGGAUUUUGAGAACUUCAUUGCCCUUACUUACAUCUCUGAGAAUAAAUUAUUGCUCAGGACUCACGACUUUGGAAGAGUGGAUGCCUAACCUCACAUCACUUCAGUAUUUGGUGAUCGAAAAUUGCAAGAAUUUGAAUUCUUUAUCAGAUGGAUUGCAGCGACCAACGGCGCUCGUAGAUUUGAGGAUUCUAGAUUGCAAGAAUUUGAAAUCUUUUCCAGAUGAUGGACUAGAACGACUCACCGCUCUAAGAUUUCUGAUCAUCAAAAAUUGCCAUCCGGAUCUACAUAGACAAUGCAGGAAUGAGGAGGGACACUACUGGGACAAGAUUUCACACAUUCCAGAGCUCUGCAUUUAUUGA
This is a messenger RNA of Papaver somniferum (opium poppy), 2466 nucleotides long. Its product is annotated as putative disease resistance protein RGA1. The record is from RefSeq and is a predicted model, not a curated record. Gene Ontology annotation, biological process: defense response to other organism. Gene Ontology annotation, molecular function: ADP binding. Bases 1 to 2466 code for a protein of 821 amino acids. Lineage: Eukaryota; Viridiplantae; Streptophyta; Magnoliopsida; Ranunculales; Papaveraceae. The transcript has 4 exons.